Molecule: messenger RNA, 1578 nt
Organism: Suillus clintonianus
Lineage: Eukaryota; Fungi; Basidiomycota; Agaricomycetes; Boletales; Suillaceae
Exons: 4
Coding region: 1-1578 (525 amino acids)
Source: RefSeq, a predicted model, not a curated record
AUGCGUGUCUAUCACCCACCACCUCAACCUGCCCCUACAGACAAUAUUUUCACAUAUCAGGCUGGUGAACCUCCGAACAUGGGUCCGAACCAUCCAAAUAACCAGCUUCCUGGCUUUAGUGCUGCCUUUGGCGGGCUUGAUUCUCGCAUGAUACCCCAGGGUCCUGGCCAGAAUCAAUAUACAUAUCCACCACCUCUCCCUCCUCCAUCAUACCCAACUCCUGCGAGGCAGCACAUUGACCCUUCGUUAAUGGACUACGACAACGAGGAUGACGAGGAUGAAUUCCCACCUGUGUCCACCCUGCUUGAGCAUGCUGCCAAGCCAGCGAAAAAGAUCGCAGGGAGCCGUCGCACGAGCACUGUUAUUACUACUGCCAAAGCUAAAGGCAAGGCACGUGCCAUCGACAAUACUGGACCGCUGGUAAAUCGAAAGCGAAAAACCCUGUCCGCACCUCCCACUGCCUCCGACUCAUCUAAGAAACGUGGCCGUCAACAGGGAGCACCAAAUUAUAACGAAGAUGACAUUGAUGCUCUACUCGAUGCGUGCGAAUCGUGUUUGCCUGUGGGUGCGAAGAGUUGGAAUAUUGUUGAAGCCACCUUUGCACGGUGGGCGAAUGACAAUGACCGUCCAGCUCGCUCGUCCAAGUCUCUCGAACUCAAAUUCAAGCAAUUUGUUCGAACAACGAAGCCAACAGGGGAUGCAGAAUGUCCUCCUUACAUUGACCGAGCACAUUACAUCGACACUUUGAUUAACGAGAAAGCUGGGACUCGUGAUCUUGAUGACGAAGAACUUGCUGAUGAAGUUGUUGAAAUCUCGGAUGACGACGACGACGACGACCCAACAGUGUCAGCCCUUUCGAAGACCAAGCCAACUCAAAUCAAGCACGAGGCCCAAGAGCCUCGUCUUGGGCCUGCUGCUCGCCGUGCGACAUCCCCUGUUAUUUCCCGUCCCCCUCGCACAUCACGAAGUGCAGGGGUUGACCUUCUGGCAACUAUAUCUGCUUCUCUCGACCCUCGCCUUCAGGCCGUCCGAGACGAAGAUCGCUCAGCACGCGCCAUUCAAUCUACACAGGUCAUGUCGCUGACCACUCAGCUCCGUGAUGCACACGCCACCGUCAAUAAACUUCAUGGCCAGCUUGCACAAGUCGAACGUGAACGUGCUAAUGCUGAACGUCGUGCAGACCGUCUCGAGAUGCAGCUUGAAAUGGCCAAGUUCAUGCAGGACUCUCGUAGUGGGCACCAGCAGCAAGAACGUGUUCGUCGUGAGACAAUCUAUAGAGAUGGAGGCCGCUCGACAAUCUGGGUCACACCUGACGAGGCUGGAGAUGACUUUGGCCUUGAUGACCAUGAUGUGGUCUCACGACGUGACAUUGUUGAGGACCAGCGUGUGGGUCGUUACACUCGUGCCAUUGUUCCCCGAGUCCCGAUGACCCCUCGUACAUCUGCUACACCUCGUGCUUCAGCUACCCCUGCCAGUGGCCCAUCCUCUGCACGUCUCGAUGUCUCAUUCACACCAACAUCAAUUACCAUAUCUCCCAGUCAUGGUAGGGAAUCCAAAGGUCCCAAUGAGAUAGAUUAG